AUGAGCAAUCAGGGCAACUUGGGUAAGUGCCGUGAGCUUCGCACUGCCAGGAAGCUUCGCAGCCACCGAUGGGAUCAGAAAUGGCACGACAAGCAAUACAAGAAGGCCCACUUGGGUACUGCCCUGAAAGCCAACCCCUUCGGAGGAGCUUCCCAUGCGAAGGGAAUUGUCCUGGAAAAAGUUGGUGUAGAGGCUAAACAGCCCAAUUCUGCCAUCAGGAAAUGUGUCAGAGUUCAGCUGAUCAAGAACGGCAAGAAAAUAACAGCCUUUGUUCCUAAUGACGGUUGCUUGAACUUCAUUGAGGAAAAUGAUGAAGUUCUAGUUGCUGGCUUUGGUCGGAAAGGUUACGCUGUUGGUGACAUUCCUGGUGUCCGCUUCAAGGUUGUCAAAGUAGCCAAUGUUUCUCUCUUAGCCUUGUACAAAGGCAAGAAAGAGAGACCACGAUCAUAAAUUCCUGUCAUGCCAUCUAGGCUACUAAUAAACUUCAGUUUGAU
Mauremys reevesii (Reeves's turtle) is the source of this 494-nucleotide messenger RNA. RefSeq names its product 40S ribosomal protein S23-like. The transcript has a single exon. NCBI's taxonomy places the organism in Eukaryota, Metazoa, Chordata, Testudines, Geoemydidae. The coding region runs from base 1 to 450 and encodes 149 amino acids. Gene Ontology annotation, molecular function: structural constituent of ribosome. Gene Ontology annotation, cellular component: ribosome; cytosolic small ribosomal subunit. Gene Ontology annotation, biological process: translation. The record is from RefSeq and is a predicted model, not a curated record.